Molecule: messenger RNA, 637 nt
Organism: Chiloscyllium plagiosum (whitespotted bambooshark)
Lineage: Eukaryota; Metazoa; Chordata; Chondrichthyes; Orectolobiformes; Hemiscylliidae
Source: RefSeq, a predicted model, not a curated record
AUGUGUUUGGUGCUAUCUUUAAUUUCAGGGGAGUGCCCAGACCCUGCUGAACCCCAGAAUGGCUACAUCACACAUCCAAGACCUCACUACGUCGAGAACUCCACAAUUCACUUCUUCUGCCUGCGUGGUUACUUGCUGUCGGGACCUGCCACCAUGUUCUGUUUGAGAUACCUCAGCAACAAACUCAGCUGGAGACCUCGAGAGCCCCCAGUCUGUGACCUUGUCGUCUGCCAAGUUGUAAGAAUCACCAAUGGAGAGGUGGAGAACAGGACAUACCGGGUCGACGACACGUUGGGGUUCCGCUGUCUGACUGGCUUCCAUCUAGACCCACGUUCAACAGAGACCCUUCCCAGGUGUCAGGAGGACGGUACCUGGAGCUCAGUCCCCAGCUGCCUCAGCAACUUUAUGACCCCCCUUUCAUCAGGUGAUGAGCUGAACUCCUGUACUGACCCUGGGUCUCCGGAGCACGGAUCCAGGACUGUGACUCCCCCUGGAGCCUUCCAUCAGGGUGCCCUGGUGAGGUUUCACUGCCAGGACGGUUACAAACUGAAGGGCCCACUGAAGGUAGAGUGCCAAAGGCAGGAAGAUGGAAGUCUGGCUUGGGAACCCAGCCCCACUCCUGUCUGUCUCUCAGAAU